CGUGAUCUUUUCCCAAACGCGCGCGACGACGGAUCGGUGAACCCUAACUAAGAUCUGCCGCCGCCGCCGGAGAGAUCCCUGGAGCCGGUAAUCUACCGUCGCCUUCUGGUUCUCUCGAGCCGGAUCUCUCCGGUAGUCUCGAACGGUCGUCGCUGCCCAGUCUUUCGGUUUCGGUACGAUAUUCUCACCUCUCCUCAAUCUCACUAUGACUACCACCGUCUCUUCUCUAUGUGAUAGCCAUCCUCAACCGUCAGAACCCUUCGUCAUCCCCAACUACUUCCCUCCCCUAACUAAGUGCUGCUGCUUGUCUUCUCCUUAACAGCCCAUAGACGGCCCUCUGCGCGACAGUGACUGCAUUGAAGGUUAAGCUUUUAGCCAUGGUUCUUACUGGUAAAAGCUUGUUCCAAAGGACCCACUAUGAAGUCUUGUCAGUUGAAGAACAUGCAAGUUAUGAUGAGAUCAGAACAAGUUACAAAACCGCCAUUCUGAAUUCUCAUCCUGAUAAGCUGCACAAGAAAUCUGAUGCAUCUACAGAUCACCAACGAGAUUUUCUAGAUGUGCAGAAGGCAUGGGAAGUACUUUCAGAUUCUAUGUCAAGGGCAAACUACGACAAGGAGUUGCAAUCGAUGAGACAGGAAUUGGAGGUUCCGGCUAAUGAAAUUGAAUUGGGAGAUAUGUCUGUGGAGUCUGUCGGUGAUUUUGAGGAGCUUUUCUAUGAGUGUAGGUGUGGUGACUACUUUUCCAUCACAUGGUCGGAGCUCAAAGAGAUGGGCAUUAUAUUGGAUAAAGAGAGUGUAGAAGUACAUUCAUCGACUGUUUCAUUACCAGCUUCAGUUCUUAUUCCUUGUGGCUCUUGUUCACUGAAAGUUCGUCUGACGAUAGAUUGCAGUUCUUGAAUUGGAUUCACUUCUCUUACAAUGGAAGAACACCUUUUUUGUGUGUAUUUUGCUGUUCCCUGUAUUAUUUAUUUUUCUUGACUUGCAGGGGAGCAAAAUUUUGAUAGGUGACCUGCCAGUCUAAGACAGUAAUCUAAUUUUGUCUGUUAUGUUCAAUGUAUUAAUACUUUCAGAAAAGAGAGCGGCAGUGCAACCAUAUUAUGAAUGUCUUGUAUUGCAAAUACUUUACUGAGAUGAAGCUUUUGUCACUUGUAUUGAAUAUUUGGGUAA
Molecule: messenger RNA, 1166 nt
Organism: Musa acuminata subsp. malaccensis (wild Malaysian banana)
Lineage: Eukaryota; Viridiplantae; Streptophyta; Magnoliopsida; Zingiberales; Musaceae
Source: RefSeq, a predicted model, not a curated record